Thlaspi arvense is the source of this 831-nucleotide messenger RNA. NCBI's taxonomy places the organism in Eukaryota, Viridiplantae, Streptophyta, Magnoliopsida, Brassicales, Brassicaceae. The record is from the annotation of a GenBank genome assembly.
AUGUCUGACAACAAUAUCAGGAGACUUCCACAUUCAUUGGUUUCCAUUAAACCUGAAGAACUUGACACUGGAAACUGUAGACAGCUUGAGUCGUUGUCUGAGCUCCAGAUGUCACUCAAGAUACUACGUGCACAGAAUUGCAAAUCACUCAAGAGUAUAUCUCACUCUUUUCGAAACCCGGAAACCAUUCUCCAUUUCAUUAACUGCUUCAAAUUAGACCAAGAAUCUCUCAUACGUAGCUCGGUUUUCAAGUACAUGAUCCUACCUGGUGGAGAAGUGCCCGAGUUUUUCACUCACCGAGCUACUGGAAGUUACUUGAUGAUCCCUUUGCUUCAGAGCUCUAUCUAUGGAUCUUCUUUACCAUUUAAGGCUUGCGUUAUGUUGACACUGAUGCAACUAAGCCCACUUGGUUCAAAAGUAUUAUCCGGUAAUUCUUCAGCCAGAUUGAACUAUGACGCAGUGGAAAUAAAGUUUGGUUGGGAUAUUUGUGAAAUAAAGGAAUGUGGUAUACAACUCUUCUCUGAUAACCCGCCGGGUGAUGCAAAUUUACAUUGUGACCAGAACGAUGGAGACACUGAGAUGUGCAGGAAGCAAAUUCUUAUGUGGAAUUCUGUUGGGUUUUAUCAGAUUGCAAAACUCAGCAUGAUUGAUGUAUCUUGCUUGCUGGAAGUUGUGUUCGAUAAGAUCAGUCUCGUAACAUCUUUUGUUGCUGUGUGUGGAGUACUGCUUUACAACAAUACUAUGUACAUUAUCCUCAGUGAAAGUAUUCACUUAGUUCAUUCAACCUAUUGGGUCAUACUGAUCCAGCUCAGGCUGCAACGUUGUUAUUAG